Halteromyces radiatus is the source of this 1729-nucleotide messenger RNA. RefSeq lists its product as uncharacterized. NCBI's taxonomy places the organism in Eukaryota, Fungi, Mucoromycota, Mucoromycetes, Mucorales, Cunninghamellaceae. Bases 112 to 1680 code for a protein of 522 amino acids. Gene Ontology annotation, molecular function: mRNA binding. The transcript is spliced from 3 exons. The record is from RefSeq and is a predicted model, not a curated record.
CUCACUACCAUUCCACCCAACUUUACUUUAUUACCUUCUCAACUAGUAACACCAACUCCUCCUCCUCCUCCUCCACCACCACCACCAUUACAACCUCAACCAACUUCAACUAUGACACAACAAAUAUCACUGUACAACAAUGGAUUUAAUUAUGGAGAAGAAAUAUCCACCAUAUUUGUAGUCGGGUUUCCUGAAGACAUGCAAGAACGUGAAUUUCAAAAUAUGUUCAUCUUCUCUCCUGGUUUUGAAGCUGCCACUCUUAAGAUUCCUUCCAAGGAUGGUGAAGAAGAUUCAACAGUCUCUGCUUUGGGUAACAAUCCUCAUACCAAAAAACAAAUAAUUGGAUUUGCAAAAUUUCGUAGUCGUAUGGAAGCUUUAGAAGCCAAGGACACUAUUAGUGGACGAAAAGUGGACGCCGAAAAAGGAUCAGUACUUAAAGCAGAAAUGGCCAAGAAGAACUUGCAUACAAAACGUGGUCUUUCGUCUAACGAACCAUUCCAACUCAGUCAACAUUCAGCAUUGUUAGCAUCUCAAGAACAAUCACUUCAUCCAUCAUCACUUUUACAACAAAUACAUCCAUCUCAACAACAAGAACAACAAUCAUCUUCUUUUACAUCAAAAAGAUUUACUGGUCCUCACCCAUCUUCUGUCUAUGAAGCUUUCCAUUCCGUACCUGCUACUGAUUUGACUUCAACUUCUGCUGAUAUGUACUCCGAUCUUUUUAUUCCUAUCAAAACAACUUCAGCAUCAUCCAACAAUACAACAAGACUUCCCAAUACAUUUAACUCUUCUCAUCGUUUCUCCACCAAUAGCAUCUUUGAUUUAUCUCAAACAACAGAUAACAAAUCAUCAACUGGAUCCUUCUUUAAUGUUGGUUCCUCUAUUUUGUACGAACAAGUAGAACCAUCAUUAGCAUCUCAAGUCACUCCUUCAUCAUCCAAUAACGAAACAAAUACAAAAACAACAACAACAACAACAUCAUCAUCAUCUUCAUCUUCAUCAACAUUAAUCAAAACACAAGCAUCUCAACAUCAACAUUUGCAUUUUUCAUCAUCACCUCCAUCCCUUAUCGAUAACAACAAUAAUAACAAUCGAUUCAAAGAGGAAGACCAACAAUUAGGUAGAGCAUUUAGUGGAUUAACUAUCAAUACGACACAUCUCAAUUCGACUACUAACAAUACAUCAUUAGCCUCAACACCUAGUACAAUUGUAUCUAAUGGUGGGUUACCUUCACCUGGUAUUUUGUCCCCCAAUGGUUAUCGUAGUUUUGCAUCUAUGAUGAUGAUGAUGCCCAGUACCAAUCCAGCUGAUCAAAAUCCACCAUGCAAUACACUCUAUGUUGGUAAUCUACCACCCAAUACUGAUGAAGAUGAACUUCGACAAUUAUUUUCUAAAUGUGUUGGUUAUAAACGAUUAUCCUUCCGACAAAAGGCAAAUGGACCAAUGUGUUUUGUAGAAUUCGAUGAUGUCUAUUGUGCGUCUCAAGCAUUACAAGACCUUUAUGGUAAUCCUCUUAGUAAUUCUGUCAAAGGGGGUAUCCGAUUAUCUUUUAGCAAGAAUCCUUUGGGUGUACGUCAAAAUUCUAUCAGCAAUACUGGAUGCAAUACAAAUAAUGGAUUAUUUCAACAUAAUAUACCAUAUUAUCGUGAUAGUUUAUCUUUUGAUCCUUCAUUCUCUUGAUGUACUUUAGCAUACAACAAUAGUCUUUACAUCUCUUUUUUUUUUUUUU